CAGAGAGGAGCUUGCCUGGCCUUAUCCCACAACUCAGCUCGGCCACAUCCCCGAGGUCGAGGCACUAUGGAGUCGGCCGUGGAGGAGCUGAUGCCCCGCCUCUUACCUGUGGAACCCUGCGACUUGGCAGAAGACUUCGACCCCUCCGUGCCACCUCGGACGCCCCAGGAGUACUUGAAACGGGUCCAGCUUGAAGCAGCACAAUGUCCAGAUGUUGUGGUGGCACACAUUGACCCAAAGAAGUUGAAAAGGAAACAAACAGUGAAUGUUUCGCUUUCAGGAUGCCAGCCUGCUCCUGAAGGAUAUUCCCCAACACUUAAAUGGCAGCAGCAACAAGUAGCACAAUUUUCAACUAUUCGCCAGAGUGUGAACAAACAUAGAAAUCACUGGAAAUCACAACAUUUGGAUAGCAAUGUCACCAUGCCAAAAUCUGAAGAUGAAGAAGGUUGGAAAAAAUUUUGUCUGGGUGAAAGAUUAUAUGCUGAAGUGUCUGUUGCAACAGCUACAGGUGAAAAUCCAGGAAUAGAUUAUGUGCAGAUCGGCUUUCCUCCCUUGCUUAGUAUUGUUAGCAGGAUGAAUCAGGCAACAAUAACUAGUGUCCUAGAGUACCUGAUUAACUGGUUUGGAGAAAAAGACUUUACUCCUGAAUUGGGAAGAUGGCUGUAUGCUUUGUUAGCUUGUCUUGAAAAACCAUUAUUACCUGAAGCUCAUUCAUUAAUUAGGCAACUUGCAAGAAGAUGCUCUGAAGUGAGAUUUUUAGUGGAGAGUAAAGAAGAUGAACGAGUACCUGCUUUGAAUUUAUUAAUCUGUUUGGUGAGCAGGUAUAGUGAAAGCUUUUUGUUUUUCAUUUUGUACGUUGUAAAAGUGCUAUAAAUGAUUAUUCAUAUGUGUGUACACAUGUAUUAAACAUGUCUGUAUUCUAUUUUUUAAACAUGUGUUGGCUAUGUGAUCAUUUUAAAGAAGCUCAAAUGUUAAGAAAGUUUAAUUAAUAGUAAAUUGGGAAAUCAUAAAAUGGCAUGCCUGUUAUAUACUUUCUUAGCAAACAUUUUGUUGAGUUUUAAAAGAAAUACCUUUUGUAAUUAGAUUGUCAACUUGAAAGUCUAGAAUAUAUACGUACUUUGAGAGUACAAAAUUAUCCUAGUCCUUUAA
Molecule: messenger RNA, 1149 nt
Organism: Dromiciops gliroides (monito del monte)
Lineage: Eukaryota; Metazoa; Chordata; Mammalia; Microbiotheria; Microbiotheriidae
Gene: GEMIN2
Product: gem nuclear organelle associated protein 2
Exons: 9
Coding region: 67-873 (268 amino acids)
Biological process (GO): spliceosomal snRNP assembly; spliceosomal complex assembly
Cellular component (GO): spliceosomal complex; nucleus; SMN complex
Source: RefSeq, a predicted model, not a curated record